UCGGCUGCCUCGCCGACGGCGGCCGAGUGCGAGCGGGGAGCGCGAGCGGGGAGCGGCGGCCAGCGAGUGGCGAAGCGCCUGCGCGGUGUCCGGGCCCCUGAGCCCGCGGCGCUGAGCCAGCCGGGACGGACAUGCGCGGGAGGGCGCCGUGGGGCAGCCGCGGCUCCGCGGGGGGAAUGCAAGCUACUGGUUGACCGCAGAUCCCCAGGCCUCACAAGUGUGGAGACCUCCCAGAGUCAGACACCAUGUCCACGGCAGGAGUUGCUGCUCAGGAGAUUAGAGUCCCAUUAAAAACUGGAUUUCUGCACGAUGGCCAAGCCAUGAGGACCGUGAGGACCUGCUGGGGCAGCCGCAGUGAGUUUGAAAAUCACUUUUUGGACAUUGACCCCAUCACCAUGGCCUACAGCCUCAACUCUGCGGCUCAGGAGCGCCUAACAGCUCUUGGGCACGCGGCGACAUCCGGUCCGAGGAACGGCAGCCACUUUGCAGAAAACGGCCCCGCUCAGAAGCCCAGCCUGGCCCCCCUUCUCAUCCCCCCGGGCGAAGACUGGGGGCAGCGUGAAGAGGAGCGAGUCGUGUGUGGUUUUAAGAAACUCUCCGUGAACGGGGUCUGUGCUUCUCCUCCUCCGCUCACACCCAUAAAGAGCCCCCCUUCCCCCUUCCCCUGCGCGGCCCCCUGUGACCGGGGCUCCAGGCCCCUCCCGCCGCUGCCCAUCUCUGAAGACCUCUCCCUGGACGAGACGGACUGUGAGGUCGAGUUCCUCACCAGCUCAGACACGGACUUGCUCUUGGAAGACUGUACGCUCUCAGGCUUCAAAUACGAUGUUCCCGGCAGGCGCAGCUUCCGUGGGUGUGGACAGAUCAACUACGCCUAUUUCGAUACCCCCGCUGUCUCCGCCGCAGAUCUCAGCCAGGCCCCUGACCAGACCGGCGGGGUGCAGAAUUCAAACCCUCCCCCGCCUCAGAGCCACCGAAGAUUAAGGAGGUCUCAUUCGGGACCAGCUGGAUCCUUCAACAAGCCAGCCAUAAGGAUCUCCAGCUACAUACACAGAGCCUCUCCGAACUCCGAUGAAGACAAACCCGAGGUGCCCCCCAGGGUCCCCAUACCUCCUAGGCCAGUGAAGCCAGAUUACAGAAGGUGGUCAGCGGAAGUGACUUCUAGCACCUACAGUGAUGAAGACAGGCCUCCCAAAGUGCCACCAAGAGAACCUUUAUCCCGGAGUAACUCCCGCACACCCAGCCCCAAAAGCCUCCCGUCUUACCUCAAUGGGGUCAUGCCCCCUACGCAGAGCUUUGCCCCUGAUCCCAAGUACGUCAGCAGCAAAGCCCUGCAGAGACAGAACAGCGAAGGAUCUGCCAAUAAGGUCCCGUGCAUUCUGCCCAUCAUCGAAAAUGGGAAGAAGGUUAGCUCGACACAUUAUUACCUGCUACCUGAGAGACCACCCUACCUGGACAAAUAUGAAAAGUUUUUUCGGGAAGCAGAAGAAACAAACACAAGCCCCCAAACCCAGCCACCAUCUGCUGACUGUGGUGUCGUCUCAACCGCAGAAAAGCUGGACUCAAAACCAAAACUGGAUCUCGGUGGCCACGUGAAGCGCAAACAUUUGUCCUAUGUGGUUUCUCCUUAGGCUCUGGGGUCGUGGUUCAGCAGGGGCUCCCUAGGAGCCAAUGGCUCUCAAGCCACUUUCCCGUUUGGUUGAGGUUCACGGGGAAAUGGUUCAGGUUGAAGAAUCAAAUAGUUGAAGCCUCCGUCUUAGAGAGAAGGGGUCAGAGCAGCCGGGAGGCGCUCUCAUGCCGAGAAGCCCUGAGUUGGUUGGCGUUGGAGGAAAGUCUGCUCCAGCGCGGAGUGUAAGCUGUGCGGGUGGGGAGGGGCAGCCGGGGAACCUUGGACAUGUGUAGACAUUAGAGACCUGUAGACGCCUGUGGCCUAACCCCAGGCCAUAGUCGCGGGGUAACCAAUUAGUUGCUACCUUAGAGUAACAUAUAUUCAGAAUGACAAAACAAGCUGGAGGACGACUCCUGACCGAAAAUUGAGCAAAAUGGAAGAAAACACAGUAUUGUUUAGAUCGGAAUCAUAAAAAAACAAAAACAAAAUUUUUGCUUAGUUUGCAAGGGUCUGGCUCUCGGGCCCGUGAAGUUCUGUCUCCUUUAUUUCCACAAUCACCUGUGCCACCGAGGGCAGGCCGCACAUCCGUCUGUGACUCUGCCUGCCCCGUGUAAACACCGUCCUGGGGCCUGGGUCCCUCCGGGUUCUGCCUUCUGCUCCGUCGAGGGGAGGUUGGCAGUGUGCUCAGCCUCUGUUUUCACCUGUGCACGCAUGUCUCACACCUUGAGAAAUGAGAAGAUACCAGAAUCCGUACAUCAUUUUCCCUGACAAUUUCUGCUCCGUUCUGCCCGCUGGCGUGGCCCACUGUGGCGCGGGCCUUGCAGCCGCGGGGGCGGGGGGCACAUUCGACUCCCAUGGAAAAGCAGGCCGUUUGCCCGUGUUCAGGAGGUCCGUUUUAAGCAGUCGUGAAACAGUGAGCUGUGUGACUGAGAGUCACUGGGGGGCAUGUGUUGUUUUUUUGUGGUUUUUUUUUUUUUUUUUUUUUAGACUGUAUUAAUAAAAAAUACAACACAAGCUGGCCUUGUGUUGCUGGUUCCUAUUCAGUAUUUCCUGGGGAUUGUUUGCUUUUUAAGUAAAACACUUCUGGCCAAUAGCACAGUUAUGUCUUAAUAGCACAGGUCACGUCAGCAUCUUCCUGCUUUUGAGACUUUCCGGGCCGGCUGCUUCACCUGGACUCAGUGAGAGCCACAGCGUGCGCUGGGGUUUCUGCGUGCUUCGAUGUUGGGUCUUGUACAGAUAAGCACAAAAGAGACGGUGCUUACUAACAGGUACACUAUGACGACAUUCUCUUAACAGUUAAACAAGCUGUUUACAGUUUAAACUGCUGAAUAUUAUUUGAGCUAUUUAAAGCUUAUAUUUUAGUUUGAACUAAAUGAAGGUUAAGACAUGCUUUAGAAAAAUGCACUGAUUUCCACGUUAUGUGUACAGUGUUGGACAAAGGAUUUUAUUCAUUUUUGUUGCAUUAUUUUGAAUAUUGUCUUUUCAUUUUAAUAAAGUUAUAAUACUAUUUA
Ailuropoda melanoleuca (giant panda) is the source of this 3117-nucleotide messenger RNA. RefSeq names its product ERBB receptor feedback inhibitor 1 (gene ERRFI1). Lineage: Eukaryota; Metazoa; Chordata; Mammalia; Carnivora; Ursidae. The coding region runs from base 246 to 1628 and encodes 460 amino acids. Gene Ontology annotation, biological process: negative regulation of epidermal growth factor receptor signaling pathway; regulation of keratinocyte differentiation. The record is from RefSeq and is a predicted model, not a curated record. The transcript is spliced from 4 exons.